GUUCUGUUUGUGAUGAGGCGGGAAAUGGCGUCCAAAGACACGGCUGUUCUGUGACUUAGCCACUGAGAGGCGGACGUAGCUGGCGGCAACAACCACGGCUCGACAUCUAACGGUGGCCGCCACGGUUGCGGCCGAGACUGACAACGCUGUGGCGGGUUUUAACGAGCUUCCGAAAACAGCGGUUUUUCUAUGUGACGUCGUAGCAUGAUGAGGCUGAGAGUGCGUAAAGCUCCUCAGCACCCCAGCAAAGGCCACAGAACGCUCCCAUACCAGGCCAAACGAAAACACAGCGAAGUGGAGCCGUCGUCCCCGGUGAGCGGUCGAGGCAAAAUGCAGAAAAAUGAAUCUGGGCUCCUCUCCACCAUAAAGAAAUUUAUCCGUGGGAAUGCUGUCAAGGUGGAGCAGGAAAUCCCAGCCAAGAGGAGUCGCAUUGAUUGUAAUUCAGACAAUGACCUCAUUACUUCGACACCCCAAGGUCUGUCCAACAAAUCCGCAUCAAGAGUUUGCAGAAAAACUCAAAGUAAAGACACAAUGACCUGCAACAGUAAACCCAUCAAACCAAACGGUAAACUGGAGGCGCCCAUCGACUCGCCCAGCAGCCCGCCGCGUACAACCCUACUGGGGACCAUCUUCUCUCCAGUUUUCAACUUCUUCUCACCAGCAACUAAAACUGCCACUCCGGGCUCGGACUCGCCGGGCCAGGCGGUAGAGGCGGAGGAAAUCAUCAAACAGCUGGACAUUGAGCCGGCGGAGGAAAUGCCCAGCAGCACCGUGACGUCCAGGGAAGGAAUCACUCCUUGUCACACGGUCCAAAUGCUGCCGCAGAGGCUUCAGAUCAACUCGGACACAACCAUCGAAGAAGGAGAAAUCGUCACUGAAACUGACAUACCCCCGCUAACAGCUCCUGGCUGUAUGCCAGAUGGCAGCUACCCGCACUCUUUACCUUCAGCACCUGCAGAAACCUCGUAUGAGGAGGACUGGGAAGUGUUCGACCCGUACUUCUUCAUCAAGCAUGUGCCUCCGCUGACAGAAGAGCAGUUAACACGUAAACCAGCGUUACCUUUAAAAACACGCAGCACACCUGAGUUCUCUCUCGUCUUGGAUCUGGAUGAAACUUUAGUCCACUGCAGUUUGAAUGAACUAGAAGAUGCAGCUCUGACAUUCCCUGUGCUCUUUCAAGACGUUAUAUACCAGGUCUACGUCCGAUUGAGACCGUUUUUCCGGGAGUUUCUUGAGCGCAUGUCUCAGUUGUACGAGAUUAUUCUCUUCACUGCUUCAAAAAAGGUCUAUGCAGAUAAGCUGCUCAACAUCCUGGAUCCGAAAAAACAGUUAGUAAGACAUCGACUGUUUCGAGAACACUGCGUCUGUGUUCAAGGAAAUUACAUUAAAGACCUGAACAUUCUCGGACGGGAUCUCGCAAAGACGGUAAUAAUCGACAACUCACCUCAAGCCUUUGCUUAUCAGCUUUCUAAUGGAAUCCCAAUCGAGAGCUGGUUUGUGGAUAGAAAUGACAACGAGCUUCUGAAGCUCGUUCCUUUCCUUGAGAAACUGGUGGAGCUGAACGAAGACGUCCGGCCGCACAUCAGAGAACGAUUUCGUUUGCACGACCUCCUCCCUCCAGACUGAGGAACCUUCAUCGACGCGUCACUUCAGUAUUGUUUGUGGGAAAUACUCAACAGAAGGAUAUAAUCAGUGGUUUUCUCUUUACAUUACCGUUGCUUUUUAAAAACAAAACAUUUAAAACGAAGAAUAAAAAAAAAAUCAAAAGCUCUGUUUGGUUCAAAGAGUCCAAGCUGUUCAUAUAAAGUUGAACAAACCACCUUCUGGAGGGCAGUUUGCCUCCAACUAAACCAUUUUGGAUUGACAAAAGUGAAUGUUGCGUGAUGUUGGUUCAUACGGACCCUAAACGGCCGGUCAAACCUGUAUAUUAUUCAUUAUUGUUACCUGUAAAUAUAUGUACAUAACUGUUUUAUUUUUGUUCUUUGAGGUUUUUAAGUCAUUUUAUUUUCACUCUGGAUUUUAGUAUGUACUUUUUU
Molecule: messenger RNA, 2036 nt
Organism: Xiphophorus maculatus (southern platyfish)
Lineage: Eukaryota; Metazoa; Chordata; Actinopteri; Cyprinodontiformes; Poeciliidae
Gene: ctdspl2a
Product: CTD small phosphatase-like protein 2-A
Exons: 13
Coding region: 205-1626 (473 amino acids)
Molecular function (GO): phosphoprotein phosphatase activity
Source: RefSeq, a predicted model, not a curated record